GAAAUCUCUUCUCAGUUCUCAUCUUAUGCCAUCCAACACGUAACUCUUUUCUUCCUCUCUUCCAAUUCCUUUCAUGUUAUUAACUCAAAACCCUCAUUUUUUUCAUCUCUCUUCUCUCUCACAUCCUCUUUCUUCUUCCUUCUCUGCCGCCCACUUAUCUCAGGUUUAUAUUCAUGACCACUUCUUUCUCUGACCUUCUCUCUUCUCCCACCGACCACAACCUAAGAGGCUCCGAAAGACCUCAAGAGUUGUCGGAUCAAACAGCUUCUGGUGUGCCAAAAUUCAAAUCCACACCUCCUCCAUCUCUCCCUAUCUCUCACCCUCAAACUCAUCCUCUUCCUCCCAUUUCUCCUUCUUACUUUAACAUCCCUCAUGGGCUAAGCCUCGCUGAGCUUCUUGACUCCCCAGUUCUCCUUCACUCUUCUAACGUUUUGCCAUCUCCAACCACUGGAUCAUAUGCUGGUCAAGGCUUCAAUUGGAAGAGCAGUUAUGGGGAAAGCCAGCACCAUGUCAAAGAAGAAGACAAAAGCUUCUCAAGUUUCUCUUUCCAAACACAGACACAGAUUCCUCUUACAUCUUCAACUGGAUUUCAAUCUUCAAACGGGUGGAGUUUCCCGGAAACUGCUAAACAAGAUGGAUUCUCUUCGAGAAUGAACAUGAGUAUGGUGAAAACUGAAGCCUCUUCAGCGAUGCAGGGAUUCAACUCAGAAAAUAAUAACCACCACAGUGCUGGUCUUCUUCAAUCAGAUUAUAACAGUUACCAGCCACAGGUUCAGACCUUAAGCAGAAGAUCAGAUGAUGGGUACAAUUGGAGGAAAUAUGGGCAAAAGCAAGUGAAAGGAAGUGAAAAUCCAAGAAGCUAUUACAAGUGCACAUACCCCAGUUGUCCAACAAAGAAAAAGGUUGAGAGAUCCUUAGAUGGACAAAUUACUGAGAUUGUUUACAAAGGUAGUCAUAAUCAUCCCAAGCCUCAGGCUAACAAGAGGAACUCAUCAUCACUUGCAAUAAACAGUGUCAACAAUGAAAUAACUCAUCACAUGGAUUCGGUUGCAACUCCUGAAAACUCGUCAAUAUCAAUGGAAGAUGACGACUUUGGUCAGAGCAAAUCAGGAGGAGAUGAGUUUGAUAACGAUGAACCUGAUGCCAAAAGAUGGAGAAUAGAAGGUGAAAAUGAGGGUAUAUCAGCUGCUGGAAGUAGAACAGUGAGAGAACCCAGAGUUGUGGUUCAGACAACCAGUGACAUCGAUAUUCUAGAUGAUGGAUACAGAUGGAGGAAAUAUGGGCAGAAAGUAGUCAAGGGAAACCCAAAUCCAAGGAGUUACUACAAGUGCACAUUCCCAGGAUGUCCAGUGAGGAAGCACGUAGAGAGAGCCUCACAUGACCUAAGAGCAGUGAUCACAACCUAUGAGGGAAAGCACAACCAUGAUGUUCCGGCAGCACGUGGCAGUGGCAGCAGCUCCAUCAGCAGAGCAGUGCCUAUAAACACCACCACCACAAACAGCACCACUAGUGCAGCAACUUCCAUAUACAUUAACAAUUCUCACCCCAAUAUGUCAGGAAGUUUUGGAUUCUCAGGGUUUGGGAAUCCAUUAAUGGGGUCUUACAUGAACCAACAAUCAGACAAUGUGUUCACUUCUAGAGCCAAGGAGGAGCCAGGAGAUGACUCGUUUCUUGACUCUUUGCUAUGUUAAAGGAUUUUUUACAAGGGGUUGGCUUAGGAUCUUACUUGACCAAUAAUCAAGAUCUUCAUUCCAUUUAUUUAAAACUUUCACAUGCAGUUGUGUAAGUAUUUUUAUUUCUCCUCUCUUAA
This is a messenger RNA of Vigna unguiculata (cowpea), 1810 nucleotides long. RefSeq names its product putative WRKY transcription factor 26. The record is from RefSeq and is a predicted model, not a curated record. Gene Ontology annotation, biological process: regulation of DNA-templated transcription. Gene Ontology annotation, molecular function: DNA-binding transcription factor activity; sequence-specific DNA binding. NCBI's taxonomy places the organism in Eukaryota, Viridiplantae, Streptophyta, Magnoliopsida, Fabales, Fabaceae.